Messenger RNA from Lactuca saligna, 1341 nucleotides. The record is from the annotation of a GenBank genome assembly. Lineage: Eukaryota; Viridiplantae; Streptophyta; Magnoliopsida; Asterales; Asteraceae.
AUGGCAAAGCAUUUACAACAGAAGAAAUCCAAGAAGUUACGAAAGUUGAUUCUUGGAAAUAUUUCAACAGAUGAAGAAGAAGUCAUUCCUGACACUCCGGAAGCAAUUUUGGUUGGUGAAAAUUUGAAGGCUGAUGACAUCAAUGUAAACAUAUCUAAUACGGGUACAAAUGUCAUUAUGGGUUUAGAUAAUGCGAAGCCUGAUGAUUCUGAAAAUGCAAAGAUUAAGAGUCCAAAAACUACGAAGGGUGAUGAUCAAGGUAUUGUUAUUCCAACUUCUGAAAUCAUUGUGCCGUUACCUCCAAUUACCUCUACCACUUAUUCACCUACUUUCGAAAACAUCAUCAAUACCCCUUUUACUUCACUCUUUUCAUCUCAAUCCACCGAUCCACCAAAAACAACCUCACCUGCUGAUGAAACAAUGGAAAAUGAAACUGAUACUAAAGGUUUUGGAGGAACCUUUGAAGCAUUAAAGUUUGAUGACACAGAAGAAGAGUUUCCAGAUCACAUGUUGAUGACCAUGAAGCAAUUCAAAAUUCAAAAUUCAAAGUUGAGCUCGAUUUUUCAAACUCAGGCUGAUAUAGAAGGUAGUUCAUCUGUUUCAAGUUUGGAGGUGGAUUCUAUGUUGAAAGUCUUUGAAGGACGUGUUACAACCAAAGUUUCUGGGAUGAUAAGGGAAUCUAAAGCAAGGGUGUUAGAGAAAGUUGAUUUUAAUGAUCAAACAAAUGAUAAUAGAAUGAGUUCUCAAAGAAAGGAUUUCUUACACGAAGUGAAGGACUUGAAAGCUGUCACAAGAGAAAGGCAUGUUUUGUAUGUUCAAGAAGUAAAGAAAGUUCGUGAAGAUGUUAAUCUACAAAUUGCAGAACUUCGGGAAGAUAUGCAGAAGGAAGUUCAGGUUGUACAACAAGAUUAUGCAUCCAUCAAUCAAAAAGUUGACAUUAUCUGUAAUGAUGUCACUAGAUUUGUCAAGCUAUAUGAAACAAUGAAUCCUCAGGUCAUCAAUCUUUCUGUACAGACUGCAAAACAUUUUGAUGAAUUGAAAUUUGUGCAAUUCGAAGCAAUCUUGCACAAACAAUUAUCACCUCUUGUUCGCAUAUCCAACCUUCUUCCAGCAGUAUCGGAUGCCCCACCUGCUUUCACAGGGAUGCAAGGGGGAGAAAAGAAGUUAGAAUUUACGAAGGCAGGGGAAAAUAUCAAAGAAAGCCAAGAAAUGAAGACUGAUGCGAAGGUGGUGGGAAAGGUAUUUCUUUCGAAUGUUUCUACUACAAAGCCAAUAAUAGUUUCAGCUGGUCCAGUUACUUCGACUGUGAUUACUACAACCCCAAUGACAAGACCUAAAUGA